AUGGUAUCCAAUAAGAGCAACAUGAAUAGCGAAAACAGCAAAGGCCACCAGAUCCGUAGUGUGAAGGGGAGCGAGAACGCUAAAACAGCCGAAUCGAAAGAGAACUCAGCAGCAGUUGUCAACAGAUCAGACAAUGAGGAUGAAGAACCUUCAAGCGUUGAUGGCCAAGAAGCACCCUCUGAGGAGGAGAUCCCUGACGGCAGCAGCUCUGAGGAAAGUGAAGAAGAUGAGUCUGAGGAGGAGGAUGACGAUCUUCCACGCAAGAAGAAAGCUAAGCUCGGCAAGCACGAUGAUGGCUCAAGUGGUUUCUCCACAGCUGUUAAUGCUAUUUUAGGCUCACACUUAAAGGCUCAUGACCGUAAGGACCCAAUCAUGGCCAGGAAGAGAGGCGUUGUUAAGAAGCUUGAAAGUGACAAGCUUGAGCAGAAGGCGAAGAGGGCGCUUUUGGCAGAGAAAAAGAAGCUGCUGAAUAAAACUAGAAAGAAAGACAUUAUACCCACGGUGUCGGCAGAGUCAGAAUCUGGUGCCGAAAUCAGGGACGUACUCGAGAAAGAGAGGCGGCUGCGGAAAAUAGCCCAAAAGGGUGUUGUCAAACUUUUCAACGCGAUCUUAUCCACGCAAGUCAAAACGGAGAAGGAAGGCGCGGAGAAGUUAAGCGAAGUGAAGAACAGGGCGGAAAAGAAAGAACUUUUGGCAGAACUUUCUAAAGAGAAGUUUUUGGAUCUGGUUAAAGCCGCUGGUGAUUCCUAG
Molecule: messenger RNA, 750 nt
Organism: Lachancea thermotolerans CBS 6340
Lineage: Eukaryota; Fungi; Ascomycota; Saccharomycetes; Saccharomycetales; Saccharomycetaceae
Gene: RRP15
Product: rRNA-processing protein RRP15
Exons: 1
Coding region: 1-750 (249 amino acids)
Biological process (GO): maturation of 5.8S rRNA; maturation of LSU-rRNA
Cellular component (GO): preribosome, large subunit precursor
Source: RefSeq, a predicted model, not a curated record